Molecule: messenger RNA, 2584 nt
Organism: Epinephelus lanceolatus (giant grouper)
Lineage: Eukaryota; Metazoa; Chordata; Actinopteri; Perciformes; Serranidae
Gene: zmynd11
Product: zinc finger, MYND-type containing 11
Biological process (GO): regulation of signal transduction; regulation of transcription elongation by RNA polymerase II
Cellular component (GO): nucleus
Molecular function (GO): transcription corepressor activity; DNA binding
Source: RefSeq, a predicted model, not a curated record
CCGCUCGGCUCUGUUGGCGCUGUCUGUGUUUACCUCCCAGCCCAGCGCUGCUGUACUGUGGCCAGCUGGACACAAACCACCAUCCACAGCCUCAACUAGCCCGAAAAAUACUAAUGUAAGCUGCCUCGCGUUCAGUCCUUUGCGGAUUUCCUGCAGCAGCUGUGUGUGAGCGACACCGUAGCAAAGUUGUGAUGAAUAAGGAAAUCAUGUCACGCGUGGUGAAGAAGAGGCAGGCGGACCCUAAGGUGGUUCAGUAUGUGUGGGCGGCCAUCGAGGUCGUCCGCAACCAGAAACAGAUUGCAAACAUGGACAGGAUCUCCAAGUACCUGAGCCGUGUGUUUGGCAUGCACCCUAAGGAGACUGCCAGACAGCUGAGCUUGGCAGUGAAGGACGGCUUGGUGGUGGAGACCCUGACUGUUGGUUGCAAGGGCUCCAAGGCCGGCAUCGAGCAGGAAGGAUACUGGCUGCCCGGGGAUGAGAUGGAGCCGAAAGCCGAGGGAAGCAAGGAGUGGGAGGCAGAGAGCCACGACUGGUACUGCUUUGAGUGUCACCUACCGGGCGAUGUCCUUGCAUGUGACAACUGCUUCCGGGUUUACCACCUCAAAUGUCUGUCAGAGGACUUCAAGCCCAGAGAUGGAGGGUCCCACUGGCAGUGUGUCGUCUGCAGGGGCAGUAAAAAGAAGAACCUGAACAAACAGGAGAUGAGUAAAUACCUGCGCUUCAUCGUGCAGCGUAUGAAGGAGAGGGCAGUGGACCUGAACAAGAAAGGGAAAGAUACUAAACAUCCCAUGUACAAACGACUGAUCCACACUGCGCUGGAAGUCUCAGACAUCCAGGAGAACCUGUCUGAAGGAAAGUAUAAAAGCUUCGAGGAGUUCAAAGCAGAUGCUCAGCUCAUUGUUCACAACACUGCCAUCUUGUAUGGAGUUAACAGCGACCAGGCGGAGAUCGCACGGCUGCUCUUCAGCGACACAUGCCACGAGUUGAAUGAGUUGUUGUUGUGCAAGAACUGCUUCUAUCUGUCGAACGCCCGGCCAGACAACUGGUUUUGUUAUCCCUGUAGCCCCAGCCAUGACUUAGUGUGGGCCAAGAUGAAAGGAUUUGGCUACUGGCCGGCCAAAGUCCUUCAGAGGGAGGAAAACCAGGUGGACGUACGCUUCUUUGGCCACCAGCACCAGAGAGCGUGGAUCCCCUCAGACAACAUACAAGACAUCAAAGUGAGUGUCCAGCAGCUGCAAGUGAAGCGCAGCAAUGGCUGGAAGAAGGCCUGUGAGGAGCUGGAGGUCUACCAGCGCUUCCUGAGGGAGGGCCGUUACUGGAAAACAAAGCUGGAGGAGGGCAACAUGCCGUCACACCAGCAAAUGCAGCAGAGCCAGAGCCAGAGCCAGAGCCAGACCCAGACCCAGAGCCAGCGGCAGCAGCAGCAGCAGCAGCAGCAGGAAGGCAGUGGGAGAACGGACAGGCUGGAGCGGACGGACGAAGCAGAGUCCAGCAUCUCCUCCACCAGCAACGAGCAGGUCCGACAUCUCAAAGGCAGCCUCGAACCCAAGGCCAAGAAAAGCCGUCGAUCUCAAAUGGUCGAGCCCAAAGAAGAAGCCAGUUCUGUGACUCCAUGCUCGUCUCUCCAUCAGGACCCAGAGCCAGAGAUGGAGGCGGUCAGCUCCAGUCAGGAGAUCCCAGUGUCCUCGGCGCCCCAGCAGCCCGAGAAACUAUCGGUGUCCACGCAAACUAAGAAGGCCAGCGGAGGGUCACCGCGCACGCUGCACCGCGGCACUCAGACCAACAGUGACGGCGCCUGCCAGAACAUGUGCCACGAGAAGUAUACCAAGGUCUUCAACGACGUCAAGGAGAUGAUGAAGGCUGACAACAAGAGGGAGACAGAGAGGGUCGUCAGAGAGGCUCUGGAGAAGCUCCGUGCAGAGAUGGAGGAGGAGAAGCGUCAGGCAGUGAGUAAGGCAGUGGCAGGAGCUCAGGCGGAGAUGGAGAGGAAGUGUAAACAAGUGAAGGAGAAGUGUAAAGAGGAGUUGGUGGAGGAGGUGAAGAAGGUGGUGGCCCAACACAAACAGCUCAUCUCCCAGACCAAGAAGAAGCAGUGGUGUUAUAACUGUGAGGAGGAGGCCAUGUAUCACUGCUGCUGGAACACCUCAUACUGCUCCAUCAAGUGUCAGCAGGAGCACUGGCACGCCGACCACAAACGCACCUGCCGCAGGAAGAGAUGAACAAGACCCGCCCCCUUCUGACCUUACACAGCACGCCAUUGGCUCUUGCCCUCUCCUCUUGUCAGUCAGUGUCUACAACACACACACCUAAUAGACACAAACACACACACACACACACACACACAUACACACACACUUCCUGCUUCUCUACUUGCCUUCCUGAAAACUUUGUGGACCCGAUGUUUUCUGUGUGAAAAGAGCAAUUUGUUCCCUUUUUUGUUUUCAUUUUGUUUCUAUUAUUUAAUGUACCCAUUCUAUUGAUUUUUCUUUCUAUAUUUUAUGUUUUUUCCUCUAAAUCGUGAACAGAUUGCUCGAGAGCAUGGCUCGAAUGCAGAAUUAUGGUAUGAUUUUUGUGUUCUUUUUUU